Messenger RNA from Fimicolochytrium jonesii, 1474 nucleotides. RefSeq lists its product as uncharacterized. The coding region runs from base 129 to 1271 and encodes 380 amino acids. The record is from RefSeq and is a predicted model, not a curated record. Lineage: Eukaryota; Fungi; Chytridiomycota; Chytridiomycetes; Spizellomycetales; Powellomycetaceae. The transcript has 2 exons.
UUAUCUGACAUGUGAUAUCCUUUUGUCAGGUCAACUACCCGAAAUUCAACGCCUUCGUCAAACUCCUCACCCGCGCCGAGGCCGAUCUGAUCAAGGAGCGGUUUCAUAAGUAUACGUUCAGUGGGAGCAUGUUGAAGCUCGGCUGGGGCUGCGGCUACGGCCCUAAAGAAUUCUUCGACUACACAACCGGCGAGACUCUAUUCCCGCUCGCCCGCAUGUCGGACGUCGAGCGGCGCACCAUCUCCCAAUCCCCGCGCGGCGGCGGGCAGGUCGAGGGCGGGAUGGUUGUUGAAGAGCCCGAUUUUGGGUGGCCGCAGAAGGGGGAGGUUAUCAAAGGGAAAUAUGCGGGAGGGGAACUCGUGCAUGCGCCGGGGUAUUUGGCGGCGGUUGCGCAGAGGGAACGGGGAGGUUUCAAUAAUCAGGCGACUGGGAGUGGGCCCGGGGCCGGCGCGGGUGGAUUUAGCGCGAGGGGUGGGAUGGGUGGGGCCGGUGCUGGCGGCGUAACUGCGAUGAACAUGAACAUGGGCAUGGCAAUGGGGAUGGGCAUGGGAAUGGGAAUGGGCAUGCCGACACGCGGGAUGAUGCCCGGCUUCAGCGGAGGCAUGGGCAUGCCCCAACAACAACAGCGCGCGUCGUAUCGACAACAAAAUCAACCCGGCGGCGGCGGCAGCCCCGGCGGAAUCAUGGUCGUCGCGGACCGCCAAUACGACGAACGGCAAGAAUCGUGGUCCCGCCCACGACAGGGGCAGCAGGAUCGCGGGGAAGAGCAUGUUGUCGUCCUUGGCGGCGGCGGUGGGGAUGACGACGAUGAACAUACCAAUACCCCUGCUCCGAUGAAGAAAGAAGAACCCGACGCACCCGACCACCAUCAUCAAGCAACCCACAAUAAACCAAUGCAUCACGGCGGUCCCAACAACACGAACUUCCGCCACCGCCUCCCACCCACCGGCGCAGGCAUGCCCCCACCCGACUUCUUCCCCUUCCCGCCCUUCGGUAUGCCGGGAAUGCCCAUGCCGCCACCAGGCAUGCGUCCGCCCCCGCACCACUAUCCUCGACCUGGGAUGUGGGAUAUGCCACCCAUGGGACCGAUGGGCCCGAUGCCGCCGCAUAUGGGUAUGCCGCCGCCACAUCAUUUUGGGGGGAUGGGGCGGAAGAGGGAGAGGGAUGAGCGGGGACCGGGUGGGAUGGGUGGAGGGAGGGAGAGAGAGGAGGAACAUUCGAGGGAUGGAGGCGAUGAGGAGGGGAGGAGGAUUAGGGGGAGGUGGGAUUGAGGAUAGAGGGUUUCGCGCGGGCUUUGUAUUUGUAUUUGAGGAAUAUAAGAUUUGGUUUAUCUUUCGAUGCCUUCUAGCGAUGCCUACUCGAGAUCUAGAGAUCUAUCCUUGGAGAGAUAUGGCACCACACCACUUCAUAUUACCGCAAUGGUCCCCGUCCUUCCUCAGCUCGCAUCAGGCAGAUGGACCAUAUCUCAUUACGA